CACUACUCAGGAGGACAUUGGCACUGCAAACAACAAGCCACAGACCUUCGCCAGCGCGACCAUGCCUCCACCCGGCAUCAACACGGAUGGGGUGUCUGCGGGAGCGAUCAGGUCCUUCCUGCAGGGCCUUGAGACGGCGUUUCCAGAGAAGCACAAGGACAUGACAACGCAGGAGGCGUGCGUGGAGUUUGUUGUGCCACAAACAGAGGAGAAGCAGUGCGCGUACAUUGACGUGAUGCGGGAUCAAAACGCCAGUGAUGACGUGCGCCCUGCAACCGUGUUUGUGUCGCAUGCGUGGCGCUACAAGAUCGUGGAUGUCCUCACCACGCUGCUGGAGUUUGCCGAGGAGGAGGAGAGCAAGCAUGGCCGCAAGACCCACUUCUGGUUCGAUCUCUUCAUGAACAACCAGCAUCAAAACGUCACCGCCAACCUCCCCCAAGAGUGGUGGAGCACGACGUUCAAGGAGUCGAUCGCAUCCAUCGGCAAAGUGCUGCUGGUGCUGACGCCUUGGAACAACCCCGUGCCGCUGACGCGCGCGUGGUGCCUGUGGGAAAUCUUCUGCAGCAUCAGCCAGCCCGAGGUGGAGCUGGAGAUCAGGCUGCCCAGUGCCCAAACCCCUGCCUUGAAGCAGGCCGUCUUGCACGACUUUGAAGCCGUGGUGAACAUGUUGGUCGAGGUGCAAGCAGAGAAAGCAGAGGCCUGGAAAGCAGAGGACAGAGACAUGAUCUUCGGGGCCAUCCGUGCCAGCGUCGGCUUCCCCGCGCUGAACAAGGUGGUGAAGGACCAGAUGCGGCAGUGGUGCUUGGCAACGGUCCACGCGUUUGUCGAUGAAGCAGAGGCUGCGUUCUCAAGGGACACGGCAGCACAGAAGCAGGGGCAACGCCCCAGUAGUGAGGCGCUUGAGCCAUCGGCACUGGCACAGCUCUGCGGGCAAGUUGGCACCGUCAUGACCAAGUUCGGUGCGCACGAGAAGGCCAUCGCGUUCUACAAGCGGGACCUGGAGCUGACGCUGCGGGCAGUCGGUGAAGAUCACGAGAACACCGGCAUCACCCUCAACAACCUGGGAAACGCGCACAUGAGCAGGCACGAGCUGGGCGAAGCGGCUCAGUGCUUCCGGCGCGCCGCGAAGAUCUGGUCAAAGGUGCUUGGGCCGACACACGCAAGGGUGGGCGCGGCAUGCAACAACCUCGGCAGCGUCUACAAGACCAUGAACGACGUUGACACGGCCAUGACGUGGUAUCGCAGAGCGCUGGACAUUAGGAUGAGCGCUCUCGGCGAAGAGCACCCCGAAACGGCCGCCACCAUCGACAACAUGGGAAGCUGCCACCAGAGCAUGCAAAACUAUGAUGCCGCCAUUGCUUGCUUCGUGCGUGCGCUCAAGAUCAAGACGAAGCUCCUGGGCGCUGCGCACCCCGAGACGGCCAUCACUUACAACAACCUCGGCAGCGCGUUAGAGGGCAAAGGGGACACGGACCAGGCAAUCGAGUAUUAUCUCAAGGCGCUGCGAGUCAAGCAGGACACCUAUGGCGCUGAGCAUCCAAGCACCGCCAUCACCCACGGCAACCUGGGCAACUCUUAUGCCAGCAAGGGCGACUUUGGCCAGGCAGUGAGCCACCUGGAGACAGCGCUGCGAGUGUUCACAGUCACUGUGGGCGCGAGCCAUCCUCACGCCGCGCUCGUCGCAAAGAACCUUGGCAUUGUGCGCCAGUGGCAGCAGCAGCAGCAGCAGCACACCGGCGACGAACCGCCCGUUUCGUCAAGCAGCCGGCGCCAGGAAGAUGUGUCGCGCCAGCAAUUGCUGCUGCGCUUCCUUCUCACAUCUCUCCAGCAUCAGGCGCGAGUGGAUGACAUUGUACAGCAACAGCGGCUUCUCAUGCGGUUCCUCGGAGUCCACGCUUGACACAAUGUCAUUGCGCAGUUGCACGAAGAGCCAUCAAGUUAGCCUUCACACCCAGGCAGCAAUCAAGGCAGCCAGCCCGCUGUCCCAGAGUAGAGCUUGUUCGGUUCUGCCUCUGUGUUGUUUGCACCCCCCCCCCUUUGUUGCUUUUGAUCACUAUCAUCCCAUGACUCUUCAUGGACGCCGCGUUACCCCCACCAUGGUUUGGUUACGACGUUAUGUUACAUGUGGCUCCUUGCGUCAUAGAUUUUUGUCUGUUCCCCGCCCGC
Messenger RNA from Salpingoeca rosetta, 2166 nucleotides. RefSeq lists its product as uncharacterized. Gene Ontology annotation, molecular function: protein binding. NCBI's taxonomy places the organism in Eukaryota, Choanoflagellata, Craspedida, Salpingoecidae. The coding region runs from base 62 to 1900 and encodes 612 amino acids. The record is from RefSeq and is a predicted model, not a curated record. The transcript has 2 exons.